Molecule: messenger RNA, 2764 nt
Organism: Mollisia scopiformis
Lineage: Eukaryota; Fungi; Ascomycota; Leotiomycetes; Helotiales; Mollisiaceae
Product: PalH-domain-containing protein
Exons: 4
Coding region: 316-2655 (779 amino acids)
Biological process (GO): cellular response to pH
Cellular component (GO): plasma membrane
Source: RefSeq, a predicted model, not a curated record
CUUAGGUCGUGAGAGGAAGCUUAUUAUUUAGCGAGUCUCGAAUGGGUCGCGGAGCAAGUCUGGUUUCACUCCCUCUCGCACGAUCCCUCGAAACCUCCAUCUCAAACGAACCUUGACGCCAGCCCAUUACUAUUCAUCCUCAGAUCCAGACUCGAUCGCUUCAAAUCCUCGCUGGAUUCGACACGACACGACACGAUACGACUCGACUCGACUCGAAUUUGCAGCGUCGACGCAAUUCCCGAAGUCCCUCACGUAAAAUGUCGAGAUAGAUUGAAGGAUCAACAGAUUGAACAGCGCUGGGCGCCGGAUAACACGAUGGACCUGCACGCACGACAGAUUAUCAACAUAGCCCGUCCGACCUCGACAACUUCAUCGACGAGAGCUCAUUGUACUCCUUUUACGCUUCCUUCGAAUGGAGUCCUUACAUUAGGGGUCUCCGAUGUGUUGACGUUAACCUCAGAUGCUGUUUUUAAACCGGAAUGUACGGGCAGCAACGAUGCGGUUCUGACUGGCACCGAUUCCCCAAGCUAUUUAGAAGAUUUCAGAGAUCCCUUCUAUGCUUCAACCAUUCCAGAAUGUUACGCGCUGGCGGCUGCAACCGUCAUAUCGUAUAUGCUCGUAAUCAUGCUUCUAAUCACUCCUCGAACAUUCCUCCAUGAAGGAGCUGUGGUACUUGGUAGAAGAGGUUUUACAAAUGGACCCUCCGGUAGUGAUGCUGGCAUUGGAAUAGGUGGAAGACCUUGGCUCCAGAAAGUUGCGGCGUUGACUGUGGCGAUAUCACUUACAAUUGCGACUGCGGACACGUUCAAAGUGGCUGAACAACAAUACGAAACUGGAUACAUGGACGCACAAGCCCUACAAAACCAAGUUGAGGAUGGCACGGAAUUGAAGGUUAUCCGCGUCAUUUCGGACACUUUUCUCUGGUUGGCACAAGCCCAAACCCUCAUCAGGUUAUUUCCUCGCCAGAGGGAAAAGAUCAUCAUUAAGUGGACGGCAUUCGCUCUGAUUUCCCUCGACGUCCUUUUCAGUCUUCUCAACAACUUUGUCUACGAUGGAAACUCUCGACCUCGCAGUUUCGUUGACGCCGUUCCUGCUCUGGCGUAUCUGUUCCAAUUGGCCUUGAGUCUUCUGUAUGCUGCUUGGGUCAUAUAUUACUCGAUCACAAAGAGGCGGUUUGCUUUCUAUCAUCCACAGAUGAGAAACAUCUGUCUGGUAGCGUUAUUAUCGCUUGUGGCAAUCUUGGUGCCCGUGGUCUUUUUCGUCCUAGACAUAUCGAAACCAAACCUGGCUGGAUGGGGAGAUUACGUACGAUGGGUUGGGGCUGCUGCUGCUAGUGUGGUUGUAUGGGAAUGGGUAGAAAGAAUCGAGGCCUUGGAAAGAAACGACAAGAAAGAUGGCGUUCUAGGUCGCGAAGUCUUCGAUGGAGAUGAAAUGUUAGACGUCGACCCGUCCCCGGAUGGCACAUGGAAAUAUCGUCUCAAGCAGUACAAAGAUGUUAGAAAAGGCAAGGGAGUAGACAGAGGAGGCGAUAGUCUUACCACCGGCAGCCAUGGAAGACAUUGGCCAGCGAUGAGUGGUCUAGCAAAUCGUUACCGACCUCGUGCUACUCAUGAUGUUGAAAAUGGCCGAGAAGACGAGGAUCAGGCUUCGAAGCCUCAUGCCAGCAGGAAACCAAGGCCAAAGCCGCCUCUAUGGCCUACACGACCACCACCGGCUGCUACUCCAGUUAGUCGUACUGAUACUGCUAGCGCGGAAAGCACCGUCUACGCCAUUAGGUAUCAUCCUAUCAGCGAUGCUACACCACCACCGCGCAAUUCAAUACCACCUCAGCCUUCAAGAUCGAACAGCUUGGAGAUUUUAACAGCCAGAAGUGAGCACGAAGACACCAAUGAACAACCCGAGAAAUCUCUCUCUGUCCAAGAGACGGAAGAAGCACCUGUCCCUGUUGCAGAUCACUCGAAUCCGUGGCAAACAUUGGUGAGAGUCAAUCCUUUCCGCAGAAAAGCUCAAGACCCUCCGCCGGAAGUAUCAGCACAUACUGUCAAGCCUCAAGAACCCGUUAACCCCCAUGGACCGGUAAAUAAAUGGGAUGUUCGCGCACGAUUCGAGGACUUUGCCGCUACUCAGGCUGAGAAGCUGCGUGAGAAGAAGCGCCCAACGGUCAAUAUUGGUUCAUUACCAGUCACAGUCAUACCAGCCCCUCCUCGGCGACGUGACCUUCUGGCCACUUUAGAUGAGCUGGAACAUACUGGCAAUGGUGAAAGACCUUUCACAAGCAGCUCUAAUACCUGGGUCGCUACACCUAGUACAAUGGCAGAUAGAAUGGCAGAUAGACCAUCCGACCCUGAGGCCGUUGAUCAGUCACGUUCACCUCAACCGCAAAGAAUGAGCGAUCCCUACACACCAAAUGACCUGAAUGGCCAUUCAAUCCACCAAAGAGGUGCCAUUUCCUUUGCAACCCCUGGAUCGCAAGACCGCAAUGGAGCUGUGAGCCCUGUAUCUCCUAUAUCAAUAAUGGACAGAGCCACGCCAACCGUUAUCAGCUCUCGAGGAACUCCUAGUCAGCCUCAUUCACCUGUGUCUCCAAGACGGGACGGUCUGCCAUUUAUGAGCAUACCCGCUCCUCCCAGGCGUCCCAGGUCGAAUGAGGAAUGAAUAGUUGAGAUCUGAUAUUGGAUUGAUCUGCUUCAUAGCGUGGCGUUGGUCUGGGUUUUCGGUACGGUCACAUGAAAGGGAAUCAAAAAAGGGUAUUGAUGCGGGAUCU